Messenger RNA from Nycticebus coucang (slow loris), 2587 nucleotides. RefSeq names its product activating transcription factor 6 beta (gene ATF6B). NCBI's taxonomy places the organism in Eukaryota, Metazoa, Chordata, Mammalia, Primates, Lorisidae. Gene Ontology annotation, cellular component: nucleus. The coding region runs from base 3 to 2135 and encodes 710 amino acids. The record is from RefSeq and is a predicted model, not a curated record. The transcript is spliced from 18 exons. Gene Ontology annotation, biological process: regulation of transcription by RNA polymerase II; endoplasmic reticulum unfolded protein response. Gene Ontology annotation, molecular function: RNA polymerase II cis-regulatory region sequence-specific DNA binding; DNA-binding transcription factor activity, RNA polymerase II-specific.
UCAUGGUUGGGGGGUGGGGGGAAAAGAUGGCGGAGCUGAUGCUCCUCAGCGAGAUUGCAGACCCGACGCGCUUCUUCACCGACAACCUGCUGAGCCCGGAGGACUGGAGUCUGCGGAACAGCACCUUGUAUACUGGCCUGGAUGAAGUGGCGGAGGAACAGACGCAGCUCUUCCGUUGCCAGGAGGAGGAUGUCCCGUUUGACAGCAGCUCUCUGGACGUGGGGAUGGAUGCCACCCCUCCUGAGCCCCCCUGGGACCUCCUACCUAUCUUCCCAGAUCUUCAGGUGAAGUCUGAGCCAUCCUCUCCCUGUUCUUCCUCCUCCAUCAGCUCGGAGUCAUCACUGCACUCCACAGAGCCUUCAAGCCAGGCCCUUGAAGUAGGGGAGGUGCUGCAUGUGAAGACAGAGUCCUUGGCACCCCCACUCUGCUUCCUGGGAGAUGAUCCAGAUCCAAUAUCCUCAUUUGAAACCAUCCAGGUCAAUGUGGACCACACCUCUGAUGAUUCCUCAGAUGUCCAGACCAAGAUAGAGCCUGUCUCUCCUUCUUCCUCCAUCAACUCUGAGGCUUCUUUCCUCUCAGCAGACUCCUCCAACCAGGCUUUUAUAGGAGAGGAAGUACUAGAAGUGAAGACAGAGUCCCCCUCCCCUCCAGGGUGCCUCCUAUUGGAUGUUCCAGCCCCCUCACUCGGAGCUGUCCAGAUCAGCAUGGGCCCAUGCCCUGAUGGCUCCUCAGGCAAAGCCCUGCCCACCCGGAAGCCUCCAUUGCAGCCUAAACCUGUGGUGCUAACCACUGUCCCAAUGCCACCCAGAGCUGUGCCUCCUAGCACCACAGUCCUUCUGCAGCCCCUUGUCCAGCCACCCCCAGUUGUCCUCAUCCAGGGUGCUAUUCGAGUACAUACUGAAGGACCAAGCCCCCCUGUUCCACGGCCUGAGAGGAAGAGCAUCGUUCCAGCUCCUAUGCCUGGGAAUUCCUGCCCACCUGAAGUGGAUGCGAAGCUGCUGAAGCGGCAGCAACGAAUGAUCAAGAACCGCGAGUCCGCUUGCCAGUCCCGGAGAAAGAAGAAAGAGUAUCUGCAGGGGCUGGAGGCUCGUCUGCAGGCAGUCCUGGCCGACAACCAGCAGCUCCGCCGGGAGAAUGCUGCCCUCCGGCGGCGGCUAGAGGCCCUGCUGGCUGAGAAUAGCAAGCUCAAGUUAGAGUCUGGGAACAGGAAGGUGGUCUGCAUUAUGGUCUUUCUUCUCUUCAUUACCUUCAACUUUGGACCCGUCAGCAUUAGUGAGCCUCCUCCAGCUCCUGUCUCUCCUCAGAUGAGUGGGGGAGAGCCUCUGCCCCAGAGACACUUAUUGGAGUUCUCAGAGCAAGAACUACUUCCCGGAGUUGAACCCCUACAGGGGUCUUCCCACAGUCCUGAGGAGCCCCAGCCUAGCCCCACAGACCAGCCCAGUUUCAGGAACCUGACAGCCUUCCAUGGGGGGGCCAAGGAGCUACUACUGAGAGAUCUAGACCAGCUCUUCCUCUCCUCUGAUUGCCGCCACUUCAACCGAACUGAGUCCCUGAGGCUUGCUGAUGAGCUGAGUGGCUGGGUUCAGCGCCACCAGAGAGGCCGGCGGAAGAUCCCUCAGAGGGCCCAGGACAGACAGAAGUCUCAGCUACGGAAGAAGUUACCUCCAGUUAAGGCAAUCCCUACCCAACCCCCUGGCCCCUCAGAAAGGGAUUCUGUGGGCCAACUCCAGCUAUAUCGCCACCCAGAGCGUUCGCAGCCAGAGUUCUUGGAUGCAAUUGACCGAAGGGAAGACACAUUUUAUGUUGUCUCCUUCCGAAGGGACCACUUGCUGCUCCCAGCCAUUAGCCACAACAAGACCUCCCGGCCCAAGAUGUCCCUGGUGAUGCCUGCCAUGGCCCCCAAUGAGACCCUGUCAGGCCGGGGGACCCCAGGGGACUAUGAGGAGAUGAUGCAGAUCGAGUGUGAGGUCAUGGACACCAGGGUGAUUCACAUCAAGACCUCCACGGUGCCCCCCUCGCUCCGAAAACAGCCCUCCCCAACCCCAGGCAAUGCCACAGGUGGCCCUUUGCCAGCCUCUGCAGCCAGCCAGACCCACCAGGCCUCCCACCAGCCCCUCUACCUCAAUCAUCCCUGACCUCUGCCAUGCACACUGACUUAGAACUGGGGGAGGGGGUACAGGGUAACCAAAAGGGACUGUUUUGAAUUUCCCUAAUCUCCAGGCUUGGGGCAAUUGGUAAUGGAAAGACAGAGUGUGGGGGUUAAGCACUUAUUUGAGGUGAGAGAGUCACCUCUCUUCUCAUCGUAUAGGGUUCUUCUCAUUUCUGUGAACCCCCAGUCCCUGCUUUUUUUCCUUUGAGGAUAUUGGGUAAGAUUCAGUUUUGGAGUGGGUAGGCUCCUGUGUAUAUUCUUUUGUUUUUCUGUUGGGAGGGUGUUAGAGAUGGGAAUUUAGUCCCCAGGUGGGACAAGGGAAGUUUUUACGUUUUGUCACUAGUUACGGAGUAAAGGAGGGUGGUGGAGGGAGAUCAGAUUUACGUGUGUGCAUAUCUCCUUUUUUAUUAUUAAAUAAACAACUUGGAGGGAGUUGAA